GGGUUGUCGGCCGUCCAGUGAAGGUGUGCGCGUCUGACAGGCAGCGCUACGGAGCCUGUGCUCGAGUUCGUGACCUCCUCCUCCUCCUGAGCUGUGACAACCAGUGUCACCUCCCGUGUACCGAAAGCGGACUGUCACAAAACAUUGACCAAAAAAACAAACACUUAUUUUGAGUGGAUUUACAUAUAUAUAUUUUUUUUAAAGUGUUGGUAUUGGCUGUGAAGAUCGCGUUGUAUAGUGUAGUAUGCGAGAUAUGACUAGUAUGGCGGUGGUGAUGCCAGAGAGAGAUCGGCCCUCACCCAAAGUGUGGCAACCAUGGUAUAUGGAAGAGAGCGAGGGCGGCGGCGGCGGGAAGGAGCUGCCUACCCGCGCCCACCGUGACCAGCGUCUGAGGGAGCGUCUGGCCCUUGUACGUCCGCCCCACCGGACCACACCCAGUCCUGAACGUGGGUGCUCGAGCGAGGACGAGAUCAACGUGGUGGACUCCCCGCCCCCGGCGCCCCUCUACGCCCACGCCUACUACGCCCACAUGGACGACGAUGUCCCCCUGGACAUGAGUACCAAGCGUCGCUCACCCCAACCCGCCCGCCGCCCUCCCCACCACAUCCCCACCUCCAACUCCCCUUCCCCGCCCCCAUACCACCCCCGCCCCACCUACCUGCCUGCCCCCGCCCGCGCCCGCCCCACAGUCAUCACCUGUGGGCCGCCCCGUUAUCUCUCCGCCCACGACCUCCCGCCCGCAGAACCCGCCCACCUGCAGCCGCACCACGCCCACCGGGACCUGCCCCCUGCCUACUCUGAACGCCAUCUGCCGCCCCCGUACAGCGUGGCUACCGCCCACCUCAACCAACAGAGGGCGCGGGAAUCUGGGUCUAUGCCACGCCCACUCUUGCCCGCCACGCCCAUCAGCCCCGCCCACAGGGACGCCCCUCGCCCUGAGGAGACGCCGUCGCUACGCAAGGUGGUCCAAGCUGGGCCGGUGGACCCGGAGAUCGACGAGCACUUCCGCCGCAGUCUGGGCAAGGACUACCAGCAGCUCUUCGCCUCCUCCACCCCGAAGUCACCGCCCUCUACUGACUCAGUUGACGACCACUUCGCCAAGGCCCUGGGGGAGACGUGGGUCAAACUGCAGGCAGAACGUCGCGAUUCCACCGCCAGCAACAGCAGCAGCAGCAGCAACAGCAACAGCGGGAACAGCAGCAGUGGCGGAGCAGGCUUGGGCGGCGGUAGUGGUGGUGUGGCAAGCCGGCCGAGUCCCGCCCGCUCCUCGCCGCCGCCGCCAGCGCCUCGCCUCAUCUCUACGUGAGCACUUCGCCCUCUCCUGUUUCAAACUCUUCAGGUGUACACGUGGCGUCGCUACGACCACCUAUUCCAUUCAAGUCUAAAUCUGUUCUACGCCUUUGGUGGGUGAGGGCGCGUGGGUGGGUGUAAUCAGCGCUCCAGGCACACAGGAACCUCCCCACCUGCACCACACUCGCCCACCAGCACCCACAAACACUCUGGGUGGAGGUGGGCGGCAGGGAGCGUCAAGGACACGCCAUCGCCACCUUCCUGAGCGCCAUAAGGAGUCUGCUGCACCGCUGGGGAACGCCGCACUGCGGAAAAGCACAGCACGUUAGGAAAGACUUUUCAUUAUGUGAGGCUGCACUAGGGUUCCUAGGACAGCUGCACAAGCCAUGGUUGGUAUACCACAUAUGUGCUAGACGCGAGAUUGGCUAGGACUGUGGAGGCGGGAACAAGUCUCCCUACUGCUAGGGAAGAGGCUCGUCCCUACCAACGCUAUCGCACCACAACAAUCUCAAUUCUUCUCUUGUAUUUAGGUUUGUUGGCAACACGUUGCGAAUCAUUGCAUUUUUGGCAUAUGCGAUGUAUUUAAUGUAUAUAUUUGUAAACAUUCUGUACAUACAUUAUGUAUAUAUUGCUUUGUGUAUAUAACUGUGAUCAAAAUCUUAUUGUUGUUUGUUAAUACUAUUUUGAUUAGGAACAGAGCUGUUAUAAUUACUUUUGAAUAAAUAUUAUAGUACGUUUAAUAAUACAUUUGGUCCAAGUGUGACGUAUUUAUCUUGUGUGUGUGCAGGUGUAGAGGGCAUUAGAACUACCUGGUAAUGUGGCAGUACCUCGCGGCGGCUGACGGGCCUUCACCACCACCCUAUACAGUCACACCCUAUACAGUCACACCCUCUACAGUCACACCCUCUACAGUCACACCCUCUACAGUCACACCCCCUACAGUCACACCCCAUACAGUCACACCCCCUACAGUCACACCCUCUACAGUCACACCCUCUACAGUCACACCCCCUACAGUCACACCCCCUACAGUCACACCCCCUACAGUCACACCCUCUACAGUCACACCCCCUACAGUCACACCCCCUACAGUCACACCCCCUACAGUCACACCCCCUACAGUCACACCCCCUACAGUCACACCCCCUACAGUCACACCCCUUACAGUCACACCCCUUACAGUCACAUCCUCUACAGUCACACCCCCUACAGUCACACCUACAGUCACACCUCUUACAGUCACACCCCUUACAGUCACACCCCCUACAGUCACACCCCCUACAGUCACACCCCCUACAGUCACACCCCCUACAGUCACACCCUCUACAGUCACACCCUAUACAGUCACACCCCCUACAGUCACACCCUAUACAGUCACACCCCCUACAGUCACACCCCCUACAGUCACACCCUAUACAGUCACACCCUCUACAGUCACACCCCUUACAGUCACAUCCUCUACAGUCACACCCUCUACAGUCACACCCUCUACAGUCACAUAGCUCCAACAUCGUAGUGUAAACAUAGCUGGCGGCCAUCACAACUAGCGGCCCCGAUCAGGGCCAGUCCUGCUCAUAGCUAUUCAUCCAAAGUGGACUGAAACCUAAAUUUUACUCACAUACUGAAGAACAUUUUAGCAAGAGAUGAGUACAUUAUAUGGUUAAGGCAGCCAACAGUACUCGAACACGAAUAAAGAACACUUGGACAUAUAAGUGUAUGGAGCAAGAGUUGGCCGAUGGAAUUUAAUAUGCGUAAAUGCCUCGUUAUGGAGUGUGGAAUAGGAGAAAAUAGGCCCCACACACACACACACACACACACACACACACACACACACACACACACACACACACACACACACAGUCUUGUCACCGCCGUGGGCGCCCGUCACAUACUAAGGGGUUGGGCCACGGACUCUCAAUAUAUACAUACAUGAUCUCAUCUCAUGUUUAACCUAGCGCUUGUAAUCAUUAUAUAUAUAUAUAUAUUUUAGUUAAUGGUCACUAUAUGAAGCAUUGCCGGUGACUAGCACUGGACCAGACUUAUAGAGUAGAUUUAUGACAAUAUUACCCUUCCCUGUCCUCUCUCUCCAGCUGUAUGCCGAACUAAGGAAGGUUCUUAUCACAAAGUUGUAUACUAAAAAUCUGGUGGUGAUGAGUUUUUAAUAGUUCAAAGUUGUGAACAAUAUUUUCUUCUGGAAACUCCUAUGUAUACAUGGACGUCGAGAUAUGCAUGUAUAUUAUAUAUAUAUAUAUAUAUAUAUAUAUAUAUAUAUAUAUAUAUAUAUAUAUAUAUAUAUAUAUAUAUAUAUAUAUAUAUAUGGGUGAACUUUAACUAUCACUAAAUCAUUAUAUUUUCUCAUUUCUAAGGUCAGCCACCUCAGUGUUCUCCAUCCUUAGUAUCAAAAGCAUACUCCUUUCUAUAAUAUACUUAUUAAUAUAUUUUGAUAUACUGUGGAUUAAUGUUUACCCCGUGAGUGAACUUGGAGUGCUUGGAGGCAGGGUGAACCCUCCCCCCCCCUCAUCCCCUCCCCUGGGGGCAACAGGCAGGUCAGCUUGUCCCCCAAAAAAUAAUAGUUGUUGAAUCCUUCGCUACAGAAUCCACUUCGAUCUUCGGUAGCUUUAUAGGAUUUGUUGAACAUUUCAGUGUUUAUUUUUGUUCAGUCUGUGACGGUUGUUGCAACAUGCGAAGUGUGUUAGUGUCGGCCAGGGGCCAACAGUGUCGGCCAGGACCACACCUUCACUAACAAGGAGGACCCAAGGGAAGCAGGGUACCGACAAGGGUCCACACACACACCAGUAACCAGCGGGUGCUAACACCCCCUUCUCUCCCCCUCCCCCCCAUUCCCCUCCUGUAUGUACCACUACACAAUAAAUUAUUUACAUUUUA
This is a messenger RNA of Procambarus clarkii (red swamp crayfish), 4176 nucleotides long. Its product is annotated as cell surface glycoprotein 1. The record is from RefSeq and is a predicted model, not a curated record. Gene Ontology annotation, biological process: negative regulation of DNA-templated transcription. NCBI's taxonomy places the organism in Eukaryota, Metazoa, Arthropoda, Malacostraca, Decapoda, Cambaridae. Gene Ontology annotation, molecular function: transcription coactivator binding.